UGAGAUUUCACAUUCUGCUGCAUCAAAUUUAAGAAUUUAAUAGCAAAUCACUUACGAUUUUUGCAGUUUCAAAUUCUACACAGAUACAACCUUACACAGCGAGUCGUAUCAAGUUGGCAAUGGUGUGCGACGGCCCCGAUCCUCCCGACAAUUCGCCGCAUGAACUCACGCCUCCAUCUCGACACGAUCUCAUGAUGAAUGGUAACAAUGCAGAAGAAAGCGAUGAAGAAAACGAAUAUUUCGGCUACGAACCGUUGCCACAGGGACCUGAAGCUAUGCAUUCGGACCACGAAAACAGUGACGACGAGACACAGAAUAUGGAUACCCAACAAGCACCUCCAAAUGAUGUCCCUGCCAUUGAGCCCAUGGGGAAUGUGCUGACCAGAGAAGUGUGGAGUGCGCCUCGCCCGGUUGACCCGAUUCAAAUGGACAAUGAGAGAGCACAACAGGUAAUGUCAGCAAUGGCCAACUUUGCUCUACCCCAGGCUUCCAUCCCCGACUGGGCCCAGAGUGUCACCGAGGACCAGUGGAAACAGACCCUGCAUGACAGAAUAGAGAGACUCCGGAGCAAUUGAUAAAGAUACGCAAUUUACUAUUUAGUUUUAGCUAUGCGGUAUGUAAAGGUAAUCAGUAGUGUCCUACCAAAAGUUAUUAAUAUUAUAAUAUUAUUAAUAUAAUAUAAAUAUAAUAAUUUUUAUGUCGAAACCGUAACUUCGGCCGGAAACUACCGAAAAUACAGUUUCGGCGCGGCCGAUAGAUUCGGCAGUUUUUUGGCCGAAACCGAACCUUCGGCUGAAACAUGAUAUUUAUGCCGAAACCGAAACGUCAGUCUCACUAUUGAUCAGGCAAAUGAAAAGUCUUGGCACUAUCUUGGGCCUUCCAUUCCCAACAGGCCUAGUAGUAAGCACAGGAGUGGCGGGAGCGCGACAGUAUCUUGCCCGCGAGAUAGACUAUCCGUCCCUCUUAAAUUAAUGCAGUGAGAAAAAGACCGGUAGUGUAUCUCGCGGGCGAUAUACUGUUGCGCCACUACAGUUGUCACAUGAGGAUGUUUCCCGUGCACAUUCCCUUACAGAAGCUUUUUUUUAAAUUAAAUAAAAGCAAGUCUUUGACCCUUCAGCUUCAGGCACAGAAUCAGUAGUAGUACAGACAAGAAACUUCCUACAAAACCGAAGUUUGACAGCGAUUCAGGGACGAACCAUGCUGUCCCUUUCUAAUGUAUGCCACUAUCCCUUUCGGCUAUUCAGGGUUGUCAAAAUUAAAAUCAUUAUCUUAUCUGUGGUCGUGCACACAAAGGGACGUCAAGUUGAGCCAACCCUAAUAAUUGCUCGGAGCAAAGCAAUGCUCGAAAAAGGCAUGGAAGACUAGCUUCAAACAAAAUAUCAGCCUAAAAGUGGCCCCAAAAUUAAAAUACGCAUACUCACCAGCGGACCAAUUACAAAGUCAGUUUAGGCAUGGGUUUUCUUUGACCAAGAUUAUGAUUGGUCAAUUUCACCGACCCGAAAUACUAUUGGUCUAUUAUAAAAUUAGUCGCUCUGAUUGGCCGUAACCAUGCCGUAACACUGUCACUUGAAAAUACAUGACAAUGAAAACUGUCUGUUAGUAGACGGUUUCAUGCAAUAUAGAACAUGUUUUAUAUGCAAUAAAAGAAAUGAAAAUUAUAUUAUCCUGGCUAAAUUAUACGUGAAAGGUAAUCCCAUAAUAUUUUCAGUGUUCGUUGGAACGGCUAGCACAUCAUUUAACCGCACAAUAAGGCAUAUCUUAUAGAAAUAAUCUAAAUACUUCUUACUACGACUGUGACAACGGGCCGCCAUUUGCGAACUAAAUAGCGCCGUGGCACAAAAUCUAUGGGGUAAUUUUGCAGCGCUAGUUCGUCAUCCAUGUUUAUUAUCAAUCGCUGGCCCGAAAGGAUCAGUUUCGCUGAGAAACGUAAUGUAUGUAAUAUUAAAUCGAUUCAUUCCCUGGUACUUGAGGGUCAUUAUAUGUCUAUAUAUUAUGAGGGUCUAAUAUAUGAAUUAGAUUAACUAUAAUAAAGUUUUUGAAAUAUGUAAGUAAGUAAUAAAAUAACUGAGUUUGUUUAUGCUCUCAUGUAUAAACUACUUUCAAUAUAUAACAGAGGCAACCUACUCAGAUUACCUAGAGGUAGAUAUGUGGUAUUUUCUAUAAAAAGGGACCUUAUUGUCGAUGGCGCUUACGCCUUUCUUAACGAUGCUCCGAUAUAAAUACAAUG
Cydia strobilella is the source of this 2227-nucleotide messenger RNA. Its product is annotated as male-enhanced antigen 1. Gene Ontology annotation, biological process: spermatogenesis. The record is from RefSeq and is a predicted model, not a curated record. Bases 120 to 575 code for a protein of 151 amino acids. NCBI's taxonomy places the organism in Eukaryota, Metazoa, Arthropoda, Insecta, Lepidoptera, Tortricidae. The transcript has 3 exons.